Messenger RNA from Postia placenta MAD-698-R-SB12, 3388 nucleotides. RefSeq lists its product as hypothetical. The record is from RefSeq and is a predicted model, not a curated record. NCBI's taxonomy places the organism in Eukaryota, Fungi, Basidiomycota, Agaricomycetes, Polyporales, Adustoporiaceae. The coding region runs from base 1 to 3108 and encodes 1035 amino acids. The transcript has 6 exons.
AUGAAUUUUCUGCCUAAUACACGAACAUGUCACGACAGUUCAGCGCGUCCAUCACCACCACAAUCUCCACAGGGGGUGUCCUCAAGCUCUGAGGGGUACCCGUCUUGGCUGCCGAAGCGUCCGCCACCCCCAGCCCCGCGGUCGACGCUGCAGUCGUCGGUCGUGGGCAUGUACAGCGAGCCGGGCCCUAGCAGUGAGCCGUUCGUGGGCGGACGGAAGGCGACUCCACGAUCGGUGCGUAUCGUCAGCCUUCAGGGCUCCUCUCAGGGGGAGAAAGAUCCGCGUGCACGGCGCGAACCUACAGAGCAGUCGCGUGUGUUCUCUGCGCCGUCGCAUGCGCGCGUAUGGUCCCGCGCAACGAGUGCUGGCAUGACGCCUACGCUCCUCGGAUCCGCAUUUGCUUCCCAGCUCCCACGGCCUAAAUUUCGCGAUUCCGGUCUGCAUCUGGAGAUGCUGCGAAACCCGACCUGGAAAGCGCGGCUCCUCUUCUACCUGUUCCCUCUGUUCGUUUUCGCGCAUAUUCCGCUACAGACGUUUUUCGACUUCAACGCUGUAUUUAUAUUGAUCCUGUUGGCUAAGUACCCGAAUCCCGAAGCGCCUGGCGUGCCUGGCUCCGGGAAGAAUUGGGCUCUGGGCGCUGCUGCUUAUAUUGCUUGUUGGGCUGUCUGGAUCUUUGUAGUCUUUAUUGUAUAUGAGCUGGUAUAUUCCUUCUGGCGCCGUUGGAGAGUCAAACGACCAUUAAUGUUCCCCCUGUACCUGUCCUCACCUGGCUUCAAUCUCGUCUCCAUGACCUCCUACACUAACUUCUGCUUCAUGUAUCAUAUUCGCACCUCUGCUUUCUCCGGCGAACAUGGCGCCCUCCGCGAUGGUCUUGCCGAAACCGCAUAUUUCUACUCGCAAAACUGGCCUACAGUGGCUCUCCUUCUGCCGCGUGCGGCGCUUUCUCUGGCACUUCUCCUGGCGUUUUGGAUACCGCAGCCAGGCGAGAUCGCUCUUAUCGAUGCAGGCAUCAGCCAACGAAGUGGGACGUUCUUCCGCGCAUCGGACGGGACACUGACGAACUACGCCCGCGGUGUGCUCGUUGCCAAUGCUGCAUGGACGGCAUGGCGUGUUCUCGUUCUCUUGUUGAGUCUGGUCGGCCUCUGGAUUCUCAGCGGGCACGGCUGCGCGGGUAUCUGUGGACCACGAUUCCGCUGGGAGGAAGAGGACGCAGAGAAGGCUAUCUCGGUUGUCAGCGAUAACUUGUCGACCACAGAUGCUCUGCCUUGGUCCUGGAGAGAGUGCACGCUCCUGCGUGUCAAAGACGCUCAUGACUUUUGCUUAAUCGCGAAACCUCCUCGUCCUGUUCCUGGUGCUACGAAAGGAGACGAUCGUGAAGCCUCGGUGCCAUUUGAGGGUAUUGAGCGAGUGUUCGCCGCUGUGGGUCUGCCAUCUGGGAACCAGCCAGCAAGACGGGGCGUCUUGUCAGGAGAGCUGUUUGAGAGCCCUGUACCACCUGAGGAAGGAGAAAUGGAGGGAGAGAAGGAUGUAGCUAGCACGUCGGCACCGGAGCUUUCAACGAUCUUGCCACCCCCCGUCGCUGUUCGUGCCAAGGAGAAGCAGUCAGUUGCCCCGACUGGUCCAUUGCUCUCCUAUCCGUUUGCAGGGUAUCCAGCACAGGUCUCUUCUGAGGAGAGCGUACCGUUCCCGCCGUCACCACACACGGAAGAGGAGAGGGAAGUGCCCAUCCACAGCGCUGGAGAAGAGGCAGAAGGUGGCGAUGAGGAAGAUGAGGAGGAGGAGGAGGAGGAGGAAGGAGAGGAGGAAGAGGUUGAAGAGAGCGAAGGACCAUCAGAUAGACGGACUUCAGGCUCUAUGUCCAGUCUAGGGAGACCUGUCGUCUCUCGAUAUCCCUUCCAGUUCCGACGGCCGACACGCGGCAGUGCAUCAUCUGCAUCGCAUAUGACACCACAGACACAGUCAACACCAUACUCGAGGCAGUCCACGCAGUCCACUGGCAACAGAGAGUCUUCGGACUCACCUUUAUCAAAUGGCGCCUCGAACACAUCAAGCCCGUUGGGUUCCAGCUUCAGCGGCAGUGUGAUCCCAAUGCCCCCACGGCACCCUCAAGUGCAACGGAGAGCGAGGGCAGGAACUGUGCCCGUCAUGCCAUCCUCUCCAGGUUCGCCCACUCCUGCAGCCACUGCUAGUGGCCGGCCUCGUGCACGCACACGCACAGAAAGCGUGUUGGCGGAUACAUCGAUGACGUUCGGACAAAUUCCGCGAUCGCAAUUCGAUUCGGAUAGCGAGAUGAUGCACGAUGAGUCGCUAAUGGACGUGCCUGAGGCAGAGGGCUCAAUUGAGGAGGCGGAGCAGCACGAUAGUGUCGGCCUGCUGUCUGCAGGGCCGAGUCCUCGAGCAUCGCGAGCCAACCUGCGGCGAAGAGGAAGCGGGAUCUCGCACCAUCGUUCAACUGGCUCGCGCUCCCGUUCGGGUACAGGUUCACGCUCGCAUUCGAGAUCGCGCACCAACUCUGGCACAUCGCGCUCAGAUUCGGCACGUUCACGCGCACAAUCGCUCAUUGAGGCCAUCGGAGCCGCAUCACGGUCUUCCAUCGACUUGGUGCGAUCUCGUGCGAACUCUAUGGUGCGAUUAUCCGACUCGCCCUUUGAGUCUUCCGCGUCGGACGCUGUGCUCAGCAGUCCGGAGAAUCACACAUUCGGCCACCCUCUUAGGGAGCAGUGGCGAGGAGACGAAGCUCCGGCGCGUGACGUACCACAGGGUGCAGACGUGCCGCUCCCGCCAUCCGAUCCUAGUUCAGGCUCGGGGUCCGAGUCUCAGCAAGGUGACAGCCCUCAGCAGCUACGGACAGCGCCGUCUACGCUGUCGACCAGUGCGCCAUCCGAGCAAACAUUGGAACUGAGUGCUCACACUGAGCGGUUGGGUGUACCUAUCGUCAGGCGCCUAACUACGGCCGAGGGCGAGAGUCGCCCUGACAUAUCCACGGCGAAUCAAUCAUAUGUUACGUCGCCAACGACGAUUCAGGAUACGACUGACAGCUCUGGACGGACACCUUCCAGCUGGGGUGGCAUGGAACAGUACCCGGGCGGUACAUGGCGUCCUGCAUGAUUCGGUCAUUGAUCUGGUAAAGCCAGUCUUCCUCGGACGUUUUUUCUCUAUCUCAGGACGGAUUGCUUUGAGUUAUUCACCUGUGUUUAUACCUACUAUUGACCUGCGCUAUCCUGCUCCUCGUAGACCAUCCGAUCACCCUCAUCCAUCACCAACGACCCGUACUAGUGCGACACCUUAAUGCCUUACGCCAGUCCUGUUUUUGGCUGUACCAUACAAGUAUUAUACUUGUACGAUACAGCCGUCAUAAGAAUUUUCAUCGCCCAUUUACUGCUCUCUA